Molecule: messenger RNA, 3108 nt
Organism: Pichia kudriavzevii
Lineage: Eukaryota; Fungi; Ascomycota; Pichiomycetes; Pichiales; Pichiaceae
Exons: 1
Coding region: 1-3108 (1035 amino acids)
Biological process (GO): positive regulation of transcription by RNA polymerase II; DNA-templated transcription
Cellular component (GO): nucleus
Molecular function (GO): DNA binding; DNA-binding transcription factor activity, RNA polymerase II-specific; zinc ion binding
Source: RefSeq, a predicted model, not a curated record
AUGACUCCCUCGGACCAAGACAAGGCAAUCAAAAAGAGAAACAGAGUCCCCCUAUCGUGUUCCAACUGUAGAAGAAAGAAAAUCAAAUGUGAUCGGGGGAAACCAAUCUGUAAGAUGUGUCAGGCACAUAAUUUCACCGAUUGUGUCUAUUAUAGUCGGUCUUCCACUGUUGACGUACAGGAAGUGGUUAACACUUUGGUUGGUAAUGUCCAUACCACCAACAAUGUCAAUGGUGAUGCUAACGAGAUUGCUGCUGUAAUUACUGGUAGUACCAUCAUUACCGGAAAUGGCAUCCAUGCCAAUGUCCAAAAAGCGCCCAAUGAAGAUCCUAGUGCAAUUACCUCGAUUCAAGUGGAACAUGCCGUUUCUGAACAAUUGACAUCGAUGAAAUCCAAAAUAGAAUCCCUCGAGAAACAACUCAGUGAACAAAAAUCCAUGAAUCGCCAUAAUGUUGCCUUUCAUUAUUCGGAUUACUCGUAUGAAUUGAUUGAAAAAGUUCGGAGUUUCUUAACUUCAAUGAAUCUGUCCCCAUUCGAUAAGAUCCCUGUAUUCUCCGAUUGCGAACCAACCAUUUAUUUCAAUUCAAAAUAUAAUAACUUUGGCCCAUUUGCUUGGAUUACAAUUAUAAAGAAGGACCAAUUUCUAUUGCCCAUAUUUAAAAAAGUGACUCAAGCACGUAGGGAAAUCGUUACAAACUUCCAAAAAAUAACAAUGUCUCUUUUGAAUAUCCCAGAUAAUAAAAAUUACCCAAAACCAACAGUUGCAUUCGAGCCCUACACUGACUUAAACACAAAUACGGUUUCAAGUUUCAAUCAUAAGUUUUCCCUGAAUCCAAAAACACUUGAUCUAACUCGAAAAAUUGCUCAAGAGUUGCCCAAUAAAAGAGCAAUAUGGCUCUUCAUCCAAAGAUUCUUCAAAUAUGUUUAUCCGUUUGUGCCAUAUCUUGACCAAGAAACAUUUAUUGAUGAUAUUGAGAGAUUGAUCGAUGGACACAGUAUUGACGAUUUGUCAAAGGAGGAGAAAGUCACUUAUUUCAACGUUAGUGAACAUUUGGAUUUGGCCAUAAUUGGAACUUUGCUGAUUGUAAUAAAAUUUGCCUAUGAGUCUCUCUUGUCAACAAAUAGAGAAAUGAUGGACCCACACAAUCGUUCAAAGGAUGACCAAUACUUAUUACAAUUUACACAAGGUGAUAAUAUAGUGAGUUUAACAAAUGAAUGUCUUAAUGAAUUCUCAUUAAUCAAAAGGUGUUCUUUACCUAUACUACAAUUGGCAAUAUUGUUUAGAGAAUACCAGAAGGUUGAUGGCUGUGAUGCGUUUCAAGAUGGAGAUUCUCAAAUAUUCACUGGCUUGAUUAUCCAGAUUGGUAAUACAAUCGGGUUGAAUCGGGAUCCCUUAUCCAAUAAUGAGUUGACCGACGGUAAGGCUAUUAAUUUAAGAAGAAAAAUUUGGUAUGGCUUAAUCUCAUCCGAUAAUUAUCAAUACACCCAAACUGGCACGCCUCCAAUUAUACACCCUAGUCAUUAUGACACUAGGUUGCCUGAAUUCGAUGAAAAUUCUUCAAAUGUCUAUGAUCUGAAAAUUGAGAGAAUUACAAUUGAAAAUAUUAGGAAGAGAUUUGAAAUUGAGAAUAAAAUGCGAUCUCUAGCGGAUCUCAUGUCUAAUAUGAAGCAAAGCCCAAAUGUUGAGCAUAUAACCCUCUGUAUCAUUGACUUGGAGGCUGAAUUGAAACAUCAGUUUGGUACUUUAGAUGAUCUACUUCUUUCAAAUCAUGGAAACAUUCAUCAUAAAAAACUUGAAAAAGUUUUGAACUUUAUCAUCUAUACAAACACUUUGAAUCUAUUGAAACCAGUCCAUAUGCUAGUCUAUUACCAUUGCCAACAGAGAGAAAAUUUUGAAGCCACCUACUAUAUUCACAAUAAAAUAUUGUCCUUCUGGAUGUAUCUUUUAAGUAAUUUACCUGAAUUAGUAGGCUCAAGCCAUACCUACUUUGAUAUUGGCUUUGAUGUAUUUCUAAUACCUGGGUUAGAAGUUUCUCUGCACAAAGGCUUAUGUUUCUUCAUGUCAACAUAUGUUAAGUGUAAAAUAUUUAUUGACUUAUUAAAAGCCGAAGGUUCGAAUGAUUCAGAGCUGGUUAAUGUUGUUACUUUUUUUAAAGAUAAUGUGUUGAUUCGGAUACUAUCGGAUAUAUAUAUUCCAAUAUUGAGACAGCUAUCACCAAAAUAUUUCUACUCCUGGCGAAUGCUUAAAUCUCAUCAGUUUAUUUUGAAAUGCUUACGAGAAAACUCAAUUGACUUUUCAAGAAGGACACAUCUUUUCAACUUUAUUGAAAAAUUGACUGUUACUGACUUUAAGAUCUUAAUCAAAACAUCUGAUAUCAACACAUAUAAAAUUGGUGGCAACUCACCACCUUGGUUGCCAUCUUGGCGUAACAAAUACAGGAAAUUACAAAGCAUUUUUUUGAACGAACCAUUGUUUGAUAAGGGGCCUGUUUUUAGUGAUGAAUUGUUGUCUAUAGACUCUUCUGUGGGAAAAUAUACCCUAAUUAAUACUGUCCCAGUUAAUGAAGAAGAAGAAGCGUUAGAAGAUAGGAGAUGGUACGAAAAGCUGUAUGAGAAAAUGACUAUUAAUUUUAACCAUCGCUUUGAUCCCUCUCAAGUGCACGCCAAUUCAAUGACAAUGGCUCCUGCCUUUUCUCCUGUUCCUUUGCCAGAGAAACAACUCACUAGUGCGCCCACUCUGCAAUCAUUGAAAACUAAACCACAGGACUUAACUCCUGGUGACCAACAGCAUUAUCAUCAACCUCAGCUGCAACAUCAACCGCAACACCACCUACAGCCUCUUCAACGAUUGGUACAACAACAAUUCAUACAGUCUUCCCAGCCACAACUGAUUAAUACAAUUCCAAAUGCACAGUCCCAUGCUCAGAUAUCCACAUCCGGCAUGCCAUUAGAUGGAGUGAUGCCGGAGAUUCCUGGUCCCGUUCAAUAUAUUCCGCAAACACUGAACCAUACAGGUCCCGAACCAUUGUCCGCCACCAGGGAAACUGAAGACAUAUUCUAUAUGUUGGACAAUGCAAUGAAUAUGGACGAUAUAUUCAUUCUGCAGUGA